This is a messenger RNA of Gastrolobium bilobum, 729 nucleotides long. RefSeq lists its product as uncharacterized. NCBI's taxonomy places the organism in Eukaryota, Viridiplantae, Streptophyta, Magnoliopsida, Fabales, Fabaceae. The transcript is spliced from 3 exons. The coding region runs from base 1 to 729 and encodes 242 amino acids. Gene Ontology annotation, molecular function: zinc ion binding; nucleic acid binding. The record is from RefSeq and is a predicted model, not a curated record.
AUGGAGAAGAUUUUCAGGGUGAUGAGAUGCCCUAAUGCACUGAAGGAGGCUAGGGAAAGGAAGCAAAAUGAGUAUAAUGAUUUGAAGCAAGGGUCGAUGACCAUUGAGCAAUAUUUUGCCAAGUUCAAUGAAUUGGUGAAGUAUGCUAACUACGGGAGAGCUUUACCUACUUCUGCCGAGAUGACCUCCAAGUUUCAUUUGGGUCUAAAUGAGAAAAUGUCUCGGAAAAUGUCUAAUUGCGAUAUCGGUGAGUUUAGCAAGUUUGUGGACCAAUGCCAGAAAGUAGAAGAAGUUUAUAGUGUGACUAAGACCAAGAAGCCUUCAGAGGCACAAGCAUCUAAUGCAAGUAGAGCAACUGGCUCAAAUUCUUGGAAAAACAAGAAAAUGAAGGGUAAGAAGCUGAGUGUGAAUAAUCCACUUGAUAUAUUCAAGAAGCCUGGAAACCAAAAGAGUUUUGUUGAUAGAGGACCUCCUCCAAAGUGUAGAGGAUGUGGAAAAGAGCAUCGAGGUCCGUGUGCCACAGGUGAAAUUAUUUGCUACAAGUGUGGAAGAUCCGGCCAUUACUCUAGGCAAUGCCCUCAAAAUGAAGUGAGGAGGACUAUGGCAGUUGAGGCUGCUGUCGUUCCUGUUUCAGUUGUUCAACCUAAGAUAGAGUCCCAGACUGUUGGUAGAGUGUACACCAUGGACCGUCAGCAAUCAGAAAAGGCUUCAAAGCUCGUGAAAGGUUAG